AGUCCCUAGAUAAGUCUCUCCAGCCGAAAACUAGCGAAAGCAUCUCGUCCGAGCCGAUGUGAAAGCCACGUGUCUACGUAAUGAGAUUCCAGUCUGUCGCUUCGACCCACACUCCCGCAUCCUGUCCAGGCGCGCGGGUUCAACACUGCGCGGGCACGUUCGCGCCGAGCGCGCUCCACUUUCGGAAAGGGGCUACCGGUGCUCCUGAGGCAGUUUAAUAUAAGCAGAGGAACAAGCACAAACGGGUUCACUCUUAUAAAGGACGGCAAAUGAAAAAUUUUUUUUUUUUUUAAAUCGAAGUUUUGGAGGAAUACUGGAAUUCCGCAGCUGCUGGAAAUGUUUGAUUAAACCAAGGGGACAGAAACGCUGGUGAUGUGCUUAGUUGGGGUUUACCGUUGCGGUCCUCUAACACGAAGGCACGCGCCCUCGCCUGGCUUCUGACGCCGCACAGAGCACAUCCCACCCUUACCACGGAGCGCCGAACUAAUAUGCAAUGUUAUCUUGUGCUGAAUGCCCUCGCGACGCACCGUGAUCAGGCCACACACCCACCCCCGCGCGACCAAUGCGAUCGAAAAAGUGUAUUCGGGUUACGGACAUGCCGGGAAGGCUACGCCACUGUUAACGCGUCGGAUCCGAACCCAAGCGCCGUCCUAAAGUGGCACGCAAUAUUUCUGCACUUCAAUGAAAACGCAGAGCAGCCGGGGCAUCACACGGCGUUUUCUAUGGUACAAGUAGCAUUCUCGUGCGGCAGAACUGAUCCAGCAGGGCUAUUAUGCAACCGCAAAGAGCCCUUCCCUAUGAGGGCGCCUAGGCUGCUGGACUGCUCUUCGCCCAAAUCAAUGUGGUUUCUUUGGAACAUUUUCAGCAAAGGAUCGCAUAUGCUGCAGUGUCUUUGUGGCAAGAGUCUUAAGAAAAACAAGAACCCAAGUGAUCCCCAGCUCAAGGGCAUUGUGACCAGGUUAUAUUGCAGGCAAGGUUACUACUUGCAGAUGAGCCCAGAUGGAUGUUUGGAUGGGACCAAAGAUGACAGCACUAACUCCUCAAUGUUUAACCUCAUCCCAGUGGGCCUUCGAAUUGUUGCUAUCCAGUCUGUGAAGACAGGAUUAUACAUUGCUAUGAAUGCAGAGGGCCAUCUGUACACAUCGGAGCUUUUCACACCAGAAUGCAAGUUCAAAGAGUCGGUUUUUGAAAACUACUACGUCAUUUAUUCAUCCAUGCUCUACAGACAGCAGGAGUCAGGACGGGCCUGGUUCCUAGGCCUAAAUAAAGAGGGCCAGCCUAUGAAGGGGAACCGGGUGAAAAAGACGAAACCAGCUGCACACUUUCUACCCAAACCCAUAGAAGUUGCCAUGUAUCGUGAGCCCUCCUUGCACGACGUUGGUGAAGCAGUCCCAAAGGCUGGAGUUCCUCCCAGCAAAAGCACAGAGCCAGUUGUAAUGAAUGGUGGCAAGCCUGUCAGCAAGCCUGACAAGGAGACAUAGCCCUUUUCCCCUUCCCCUCCCCUUUGGAGGGACUCUCCACAUGUGCUACUUUUUUUUUUCAAAUCACACGUUUGUGUCUUUGGCUUGUGAAAGGAAAAAAGAGGAAAAAUCUCCCUGCUGUAGUGUUUAUCCACUGGAACAAAUGAAUCAAGGGGUGGUCAAAGGACAAGGGUGUAUUGCUCAUAAAGACUGUGAGAGUCUGGAGGAGAUGGAUGAGGAGGAAGAGCGGGGCCACAGAAUGCUCAGCAUUAAGAGUCUGUCAUUGGAAUGUCCUAUGCGAUAUGGAAUGUCUUUUUAAAAGUCCCUUUUCUUUCAGUUCUGCCUUUAUUCCUGUGACAAUCCUCUGUGAAAAUGCCAUAUUUUCAUCUGCCUUGUCUGGUAGCUUUGCCUGCUGACAGCUACCCACAGGUUUUCAGUUGGACUUUUCAUGUUAUUGUGGUUUUGUAGAAUACCACAGUGUACCAGCAUUUGUCUUGAUUGAUUCCUGUACAGAUCUGUCCUGUACUGACUACUGUUAAAUCAGUUAUUGUUGCUGUCUUUUGUUCCUCGUUGGCCCAUUUCUUUUGUUUGGUCUUUUCUAUAACGUUUUCCAUGUAUAAUGUCAAGAUUAGUGCACAUAAAUUAAAUGUGGACAAUAUGAAGAAACUUGCUACAUCAUGUAAGAUAGAUGUGCUUAAAAUACAGUAAAUGGUAGAGACGGUGUGGAGCUGCCAGACUGGCUGGAGAACUGGUGCUUGGGUUAAUUUCUUCCUUUUAGUUAUUAUCGCUCAUAAGAAUGACUGACAGAAUAGCAUUGAAUUGCACUAGGUUUUAAUCUGUGAACAGUUAAGAGAUAUGACAUUGAUAAUCAUGCCUCUAGGCAUUCAGGGUGGACAUAACCCCUCACAGGGGAACAGUAUACAUAUCACAAAUACCCUCAAUAUGCCUCAGCUCACUUACCUGACCCUCGGAUAACGGCUUUUUAAAAGGAAUUUUGUUGUCUGAAGUCAACAUAGUUAUCGGCCUCUAUGGUUUUUUU
Messenger RNA from Ictalurus furcatus (blue catfish), 2499 nucleotides. Its product is annotated as fibroblast growth factor 14-like. NCBI's taxonomy places the organism in Eukaryota, Metazoa, Chordata, Actinopteri, Siluriformes, Ictaluridae. Gene Ontology annotation, molecular function: fibroblast growth factor receptor binding; growth factor activity. The coding region runs from base 489 to 1481 and encodes 330 amino acids. Gene Ontology annotation, biological process: positive regulation of protein phosphorylation; positive regulation of gene expression; regulation of cell migration. The record is from RefSeq and is a predicted model, not a curated record. Gene Ontology annotation, cellular component: cytoplasm. The transcript is spliced from 5 exons.